This is a messenger RNA of Lucilia cuprina (Australian sheep blowfly), 1394 nucleotides long. Its product is annotated as pleckstrin homology domain-containing family G member 4B. NCBI's taxonomy places the organism in Eukaryota, Metazoa, Arthropoda, Insecta, Diptera, Calliphoridae. Gene Ontology annotation, molecular function: guanyl-nucleotide exchange factor activity. The coding region runs from base 1 to 1221 and encodes 406 amino acids. Gene Ontology annotation, cellular component: cytoplasm. The record is from RefSeq and is a predicted model, not a curated record. Gene Ontology annotation, biological process: axon guidance. The transcript is spliced from 6 exons.
AUGGAUCUUUUUAAAAUAUCGGUUGAAUCAACAAGUUAUAACUCGAUAACUUUUUUUCUAUCUUUCAGUGAACCCGACGAAGAGGAACAAAUCGAAUUGCGUGAUAAAGGCUAUAGUUUUAUACGACCCAUUCUGGAAGAGCUAAUAAAAACCGAGGAGUCAUAUGUGGAAAACCUAUGGAUUGGCAUUAACAACUAUGGCAAUAUAUUUCAACGUAGCGAUUUACCCAUAGGUUUAAGAGGAAAAAAACAUGUGCUCUUCGGUAAUGUAGAACAGAUAGCCGAAUUUCAUCGUGAUGAGUUUCUACCCAUGUUACAGCGCAAUAGACAUGAUUUAAAGAGAAUAUUCGAUGAGUUUCAACAGUAUAUUGAUAGUAACUGCUUUUAUGGUUAUGUUUUAUUUACCAUGAACAAACAGAGAUCAUUGAAAUUAUGUGAUAUGUAUAAAAAUUAUUUUAAGCUUUUACAAACUGAAAUCGAUGACAAGUUGGGUAUUAAUAGCUUUUUGGUGCAACCUAUACAACGUAUGGCCCGUUAUCCAUUAUUGUUGCAACAGUUUAUAACGACCCUUUUCAAAAAUCGAGAUUAUGUUAUGAAACCCAUUAUUGAAUCCUGUUGUCGUUUGGAGAAAAAGUUAAGAAAUCUUCUGACCACCACUAAUGAAUCGGAGAUAAUUAAUGAUAUUGUGUGUCCAAGUGAACCCAAUGAGUUCAAUGUCCUCUAUCAGGGAAAAUUCCGCAAAGUUAGUGAAUUUCAUGUCUACGAUCAUACCCAUAAGCGUAGCUAUCGCUCUAAGGUGUUUAUGUUCGAUAAAUGUAUAAUCUAUACUGAAAUCAAGGGUAAACAAUUGAUAUUUCAUGGUCGUUAUCCUUGUGAACAUAUUGGCAUAACAUCGAAAACAAAACAAUUCACUUUAUACUAUGAUCAUCGCAAACAACAGGAAUGUGAUUUUAUAGCUGAUCCGCCCUUAAUCGAAUUAUGGUUGGAACUAAUACGUGACAUGAUAAGUGCUUAUGCGGCCGAGGAACGUAGAAAAAUGAAAGAAUUACAUUCGCAUGAAUUUAAUGGUGAUCAUAUGCAUCGUAAACCUGCCAAUUUAUCAUUGUUUCGUGAUUCGAAUCGUUUUAGUAGUGAUAGUGGUAUAGGCAAUAUAUGGGUUGUACCUAAACCGGAACAGGAAGAAGCCACCAAUAAUCGCACCACUUGGUAUGCUGUAUCAUAGGCAUUAUAGCGAAUAAGGCAGCUGAAGCGAAAGAAAAACAAUUUUAAAUAGUGAUCGGUGAAAGGAACCGAUGAUUCUGCUUUAAGCUUUUCUAAAAGACAAUUCGUUGAUAUUUGUAAAUGAUCGAUUGUUUUCUGUUUACAAGUACCGAUCAUCCAUUUUAAAUGUUAUAU